AUGUACAUCCAGGAGGCCAUGACCGGAGCUCGUAUUCUGCGAUUGAACGAGGGUUUUUUACACGAGGAAGAUGAGGUGAUUGCAAACCAGGCCUUGGUGUUUCCGCUACUUUGGGUAUCGGAGAGAGGUUAUUCAUUACACCUGGGUCUCUGUCCUUCAUAUAUUGAUCCCCCUGAAUUAGUACAUUUGGAGGGGGAUAUGAAUGCUGAUGUUCAUGCCCAAGGGUUGCUAGAGCUCGUCAAGCUCUUUAUUGCAUUUGAUCAGAUCUCAGUACGGCGCAACUCACGUCCUGCAAUCAUCAUGGCUACACAUCUGACCAACACCGAGGUCAAGGUUGCCUCACUAUGCUUCAGCAUGGCCAAUCAUGUCUCGACCCGAACGGCAGACUACCACAUUACACGGGAGUGGAUGAGGACUAUUCUCUGGCAGGAGGCACUCAACAUGGGCUUGCUAUCUUCUUCAUCGUGCGAACCCGUCUUGGAAUUUGGAUUUCCAGCGCAAGUUGGCCGCGCCUUACUCCAGGCCUUGCGGGGUUUCAACGAGACGGAUUUGCUACCAUUGGGACGAGACCAGGCUAGUAGCCUUGAUAUACAGAAACACAAGCCAUGGCUAAUGGCUCGUUACAGUUAUUGA
Penicillium psychrosexuale is the source of this 633-nucleotide messenger RNA. RefSeq lists its product as uncharacterized. The transcript is spliced from 2 exons. Lineage: Eukaryota; Fungi; Ascomycota; Eurotiomycetes; Eurotiales; Aspergillaceae. The coding region runs from base 1 to 633 and encodes 210 amino acids. The record is from RefSeq and is a predicted model, not a curated record.